Messenger RNA from Nannospalax galili (Upper Galilee mountains blind mole rat), 3243 nucleotides. It is a transcript of the gene Bcar1, whose product is annotated as BCAR1 scaffold protein, Cas family member. Bases 16 to 2802 code for a protein of 928 amino acids. Gene Ontology annotation, biological process: cell surface receptor protein tyrosine kinase signaling pathway; cell migration. Lineage: Eukaryota; Metazoa; Chordata; Mammalia; Rodentia; Spalacidae. The record is from RefSeq and is a predicted model, not a curated record. Gene Ontology annotation, molecular function: protein binding. The transcript has 8 exons. Gene Ontology annotation, cellular component: focal adhesion; plasma membrane; cytoplasm.
GAGUGGUGGCGGCCAAUGGGCGCUCGCGGCUGGGCAUGCCGGGAGCCGGGGCAGGCGGGCGGAGCGUGGUGGGACCGGCUCUGGGCUGCGGAGGCUGCGGCUGCUGCGGGUGGAUCCUGCCAGAGCCAGCUGGGUGUGCGGCCCGCGGGGCUCCGGGCCUCAGGCGGGCCGGCCGCCAUGAACUACCUGAAUGUGCUGGCCAAAGCCCUCUAUGACAACGUAGCUGAGUCCCCAGAUGAGCUCUCCUUCCGAAAGGGCGACAUCAUGACGGUGCUGGAGCGGGACACACAGGGCCUGGAUGGAUGGUGGCUCUGCUCACUGCAUGGGCGCCAGGGCAUUGUGCCUGGGAAUCGCCUCAAGAUCCUGGUCGGCAUGUACGACAAGAAGCCAGCGGGACCUGGUCCAGGCCCUCCUGCCACCCCACCCCAACCCCAGCCUGGCCUCCCCCAGGGGCUCAAUGCCUCGGUGCCCCCAGCUUCCCAGUAUACCCCCAUGCUCCCAACUGCAUACCAGUCCCAGCCUGACAGUGUUUAUCUGGUACCUACUCCCAGCAAGGCUCAGCAAGGACUCUACCAAGCCCCUGGGCCCAGCCCACAGUUCCAGUCACCCCCAGCCAAGCAGACGAGCACAUUCUCAAAGCAGACACCCCAUCACCCAUUUCCCAGCCCAGCCACAGACCUUUACCAGGUACCCCCAGGGCCUGGAAGUCCUGCUCAGGAUAUUUACCAGGUACCACCUUCUGCUGGCAUAGGGCAUGACAUCUACCAGGUCCCCCCAUCCAUGGAUACCCGCAGCUGGGAAGGAACAAAGCCACCGGCAAAGGUGGUGGUGCCCACCAGAGUGGGUCAGGGCUAUGUUUUCGAGGCCUCCCAGCCAGAGCAGGACGAGUACGACAUCCCACGCCACCUGCUGGCACCAGGCUCCCAGGACAUCUAUGAUGUGCCCCCUGUUCGAGGACUGCUUCCCAGUCAGUAUGGCCAGGAGGUAUAUGACACCCCCCCCAUGGCUGUCAAAGGCCCCAACGGCCGAGACCCAUUGCUGGAUGUAUAUGAUGUGCCCCCCAGUGUGGAGAAAGGCCUGCCACCAUCUAACCACCAUUCGGUGUACGACGUUCCUCCAUCGGUGAGCAAGGAUGUGCCAGAUGGCCCACUGCAGCGAGAGGAGACAUAUGAUGUACCCCCCGCCUUUGCCAAGGCCAAGCCCUUUGACCCAACCCGCCACCCACUGAUCCUUGCUGCACCUCCUCUAGAUUCCUCACCAACUGAGGAUGUGUAUGAUGUACCACCCCCUGCUCCUGACCUCUAUGAUGUUCCCCCUGGCUUGCGGCGGCCUGGCCCAGGCACCUUGUAUGAUGUGCCUCGUGAACGGGUGCUCCCUGCUGACCUACCAGAUGGAAAUGUGGUUGAUGAUGGUGUGUAUGCUGUGCCCCCACCAGCUGAGCGAGAGGCCCCAGCAGAUGGCAAGCGCCUGUCAGCCUCCAGCACAGGUAGCACACGCAGCAGCCAAUCAGCAUCCUCUUUGGAGGUACUGGUGCCAGGCCGGGAACCCCUGGAGCUGGAGGUUGCUGUGGAGUCCCUGGCUCGGCUGCAGCAAGGUGUGAGUGCCACCGUAGCCCACCUUCUGGACCUGGUGGGCAGUGCCAGUGGGACUGGGGGCUGGCGUAGCACCUCAGAACCUCAGGAGCCUCCGGUGCAGGACCUGAAGGCUGCAGUAGCCGCAGUUCAUGGAGCUGUCCAUGAGCUACUUGAGUUUGCCCGCAGUGCCGUGAGCAAUGCCACCCACACUUCUGACCGCACCCUGCAUGCCAAACUUAGCCGGCAGCUACAGAAGAUGGAGGAUGUGUACCAGACACUGAUGGUCCAUGGUCAGGUCCUUGACAGUGGCCGGGGAGGCCCAGGGUUCACCCUUGAAGACCUGGACCGCCUGGUGGCCUGCUCACGGGCCGUGCCUGAGGAUGCCAAGCAGCUAGCCUCCUUUUUGCAUGGCAAUGCCUCGCUGCUCUUCAGACGGACCAAGGCCCUCGCCCCAGGGCCUGAGGGGGGUGGCUCCCUGCACCCCAACCCCACUGACAAGGCCAGCAGCAUUCAGUCACGACCCCUGCCCUCACCCCCUAAGUUUACCUCCCAGGACUCUCCAGAUGGACAGUACGAGAACAGUGAGGGGGGCUGGAUGGAGGAUUACGACUACGUCCACCUGCAGGGGAAGGAAGAGUUUGAGAAGACCCAGAAGGAGCUUCUGGAGAAGGGCAACAUCAUGCGGCAGGGAAAGGGCCAACUGGAGCUGCAGCAGCUGAAACAGUUUGAGCGACUGGAGCAGGAAGUGUCUCGUCCCAUAGACCAUGACCUGGCCAACUGGAUGCCGGCCCAGCCCUUGGCGCCGGGACGGACAGGGGGCCUUGGGCCAUCAGACCGGCAACUGCUCCUCUUCUAUUUGGAGCAGUGUGAGGCCAACCUGACCACACUAACUGACGCGGUAGAUGCCUUCUUCACUGCCGUGGCCACUAACCAGCCACCCAAGAUCUUUGUGGCACACAGCAAGUUUGUCAUCCUCAGCGCACACAAGCUGGUGUUCAUUGGGGACACACUGUCACGGCAGGCCAAGGCAGCCGAUGUACGCAGCCAAGUGACCCACUACAGUAACCUGCUGUGUGACCUCCUGCGUGGCAUUGUGGCCACCACCAAGGCCGCUGCCCUGCAGUACCCGUCACCCUCUGCUGCCCAGGACAUGGUGGACAGGGUCAAGGAGUUGGACCACAGCACUCAGCAGUUCCGCCGGGUCCUGGGCCACCUGGCCACUGCCUGAGUGCAGAGAGCUGGGGUGUGGAGGCUAGGAGUGGGUAGCAGUGGUCUGAGCUACCCCAAGUAUCUGUCUUGAAAGUGGGCAUCCUGCAGGCUUGGGGUCAGGCAACCCCAGCUCUGCCUUGGGCCUGGUGCCCUUAAUUGUCCAGGGAUCUGUACAUAUUUAUAAUAAGGCAGGAUGUGGGGUGCCUCCUCAAAGGAGCCAAAGCCGAGGAGCCAUCGAGAGUGCACUGUGGGCCAGGGAGGAUCACCAGGCCAGCGCCAGGGUACCUGGGCCCCACCCGCAGGGCUCCCUGUGACCUUUGGCCUGCCCCUGUGACAGGCAGUGCAGCGUGGUGUGUUGCUUCUCUGCACCAGGAGAAAACCCUAAAGAACUAUUUUUCACUAUUGAUUUUCCAAUCAUUUGACUAAUAGUCUACAUUUAAUAAAAUUUUAAAAAUAAAAA